UUGCGAUCAUCAAUCUUAUUUAACGAUUUACUUUUAGAGCAGAGAUUGUUGUUUGGGGUUUAAGACGCAAUGCUCCAUAGGGAUGGAGGCGACUUUGUUCGCAUCAAAGCGAAAACAAUGUACAAGGUAACCGUCGUCAUGGUGAUAAUACUUCUAACUGAAAUGGUGGCAUGCAAACCAGGAAAAUUGUUCAUCUCGAAAGCCAGCAGCCAAAGUAGUCCAUGUUGUGGAGUUAAACGAGAGAUCCUAUGGCAGAGGCUUGGUCACAUGUACAAUCCCAGUCACGUGACCGACUCACUCGAUGAUAAUACAUUGCAAGCCACUGACAUGUCAAAAUCGCUGGCUCAUGAUUCUAUGAAUUUGACGUCAAGGUCAUUAAAUCAUAGAAGUGUCUCAAAGGCCAUAUAUACCCCGGAUGCAUGGACAUGCAAGGCCACAUAUAAGUGGAUUGACUUAGGCUCUAAUUACUUUCCUAGAUAUCACAGGUCAGCCAGUUGUUCUAAAAAUACUUGUUGGUUUGGUCAUUAUCGAUGUGUAAAAAAGUAUUUUCACUUGAAGUUCUUAAAGCGAAAACCAGUCACUUGUCAAAAGGUGCAAACCUGCUCAGGUGUGCCAAGGUUUGAAGACUUCUGGGAUUCAAUAGAUAAGAAAAUUCCACUGUACUGCGCAUGCGUAAAUUGACGGUCUUGAGUGAAUUAAAAUUUAACUAAUUAUAUAUUGAUCUAUAAUUUAUUAAGGGUUAAUCAUUGAGUUAGAAUUAUUGUACAUGUGUUAUAUACUAAAUUUAGACAUUAAAUCUUAAAAAUAAACAUAUUUAUUCACAACAGCUUUUUAUGAGACUAUAACUAGUGGAUAGUGAGAACGCGAGUAAAUUUAAAUGUUAAUUCGUGGAUUAUAUUUAAUGUAUUAUCAUAGUUAAUAUAUUUUGGAUUGAGAUGCCAAUUUAUUGUGAAUGAAUUAAA
Molecule: messenger RNA, 962 nt
Organism: Exaiptasia diaphana
Lineage: Eukaryota; Metazoa; Cnidaria; Anthozoa; Actiniaria; Aiptasiidae
Exons: 2
Coding region: 70-681 (203 amino acids)
Source: RefSeq, a predicted model, not a curated record